Staurois parvus is the source of this 1710-nucleotide messenger RNA. NCBI's taxonomy places the organism in Eukaryota, Metazoa, Chordata, Amphibia, Anura, Ranidae. The record is from the annotation of a GenBank genome assembly.
AAUGUGUGAAAUUGACUACAAACGCAUGAUAAGAUUGUAAUUUGUUUGCCAUUACAGUACACACAAAAACUAAAUCUACAAGGAAAUUAUCUAAAGGUGAUUUCAUCAAGAGCAUUUAUUUCAACGCCUUAUCUAACUCAUCUUAGUCUAUACAACUGUGGCAUUGAAACAAUAGAAGAAGGUGCUUUCAGAAGCCUUGGACGUUUGUUGCAUCUCAACCUUGGCUCCAACCAAAUAAGUUUCAUAUAUCAGGAAUCUUUUGAUGGACUUUCAUCUCUACUACAUUUAAACCUUGAGAAAAACCACCUUGAGGAGAUAAGGCCAGGAGCAUUUAGCCAAUUAGGUCUUUUGAACUUUUUAAACAUUGGCAAUAAUUUAUUGGUCUACUUGCCAGAUAUGUUGUUUCAAGGACUGAUGCAGCUUAAAUUUUUGUGUCUUUCUAACAAUAUGAUUAACAUUGUAUCAUAUGAAGCAUUUGCAGGACUACCCAACCUCAGAAGGCUAAAUCUCGACCACAAUGAACUUCAGUACUUUCCAACAGAGGCUUUCUCUAGACUGUCUGGUCUUAUAAAGUUAGAACUGGGAUGGAAUCCAAUGACAUUUAUUCAAGAAGAAGCUAUCCAUAUGACAUCCCUCAAACAGUUAUAUAUUAAUAACAUGGCAUUACAGGAAGUAUCUUUCAAAGCGUUUGAAAAAAGCAAACAGAUUUCUUUAAUUGACAUCAGUAACAAUCAGAUUAGUACACUACAACCACUGGCUGGAGUUGAACAGCUGAAAUAUCUAAACUUGACAGGUAACAGUGUACCUUGUGAUUGUCAAAUACAAUUGUUCAAAGUUUGGGCAGAUGUAAAAAGACUGAAGGUUGAUCUAUUUUGCUUUGGCCCUAAUCAUUUUCAUGGAGAUCACCUGGACUCUCUAAGGGCUAUUGACCUAAAAUGUGGAAUAUUUCCAUUUGAAGCUUAUAAUAUUUUGCCAGCUACGGAAAAGACACCUGGAAAAAAGCUAUGUCCAAAGACCUGCAUCUGCAAAUCCGAUGUUAAACAUGCCAUUUGUGAAAAUAAAUUCCUAAGGCAGAUACCCCAAGGUUUUCCUAAGGACACUAGCUUGAUUGAUCUACGUAGAAAUAUAUUUAAUGUUGUUCCUAAAAGAGCAUUCUUUGAUUUGAAAAAUGUAAUUUCUCUUCAUCUCCAGCAUUGCGAUAUUAAGGAUCUUCAACCAGAAGCAUUUCUAGGAAUGAAGAAUUUAAUAUACCUUUACUUGUCUAAUAAUCAGAUUUCUGUUUUAAAUCCUGAUGUCUUCCAGGGAGCACCAAACAUUGGAUAUCUUUUCUUAGACAAUAACAAGUUUAUUAAGGUUCCAAUGGAAAUUUUUGGACUUCUUCCAAAUCUUUUAUCCCUUCACAUGCAGUAUAAUUCUAUUACUUUACUUGCAGACAUGGCUGAUGCAGAAAAACUACGCUGGUUAUAUUUAACAGGAAAUAACAUAAGUUUAAUUACACCAACAGCUUUUAAAAAUAUGAAGUUUCUAGAAAAACUCUAUCUAGAUGAGAAUAAGCUGAAAGAGGUACCGACAUAUGCACUCAAAGGAUUGCCUAUGCUGACAGAGUUAAGACUAUCCAAGAAUCCUAUCAGAAAAAUUGAAAACGGUGCCUUCUUGCCAUUAUCUCGGUCACUGCAGCAUUUGUAUCUUAAUGACAUGGGACUAUUAAAG